GAGGCAAGGAAGCUAAUAUGACUAGCAGACACAGAGAAGGAUAUUAAUGUGUAAUUUGAACAAAAUAAACUUCGUAAAUGUAAUAGUUUUUGUCAUGCCAGAGAUAAAACUUUCUCACGGCGUUUGGAGCUAACAUCUGGAUAUUUAAAAAUCAACUGACAGCAGUAGUGAUGGAGUUGUCUCAGAGGGACAGGCUGUCUGUGCUGGUGGAGGAGCUGACCACAUCUGGACAGCCUCAGCUGAACCAGGACAACAUGAAGGAGAUCAAGAAGAUCUGCAAAGCGUCUAAUGACUGCAUCGACCACGUUUAUCACUCCAUGAUGUCUCAGCUCAGCCAAGAACACGCUGAGGUCAGACUGUCCGCCUUUCAGAUCGCCAGCCAGCUUUUCUCCAGAUCGCACCACUUCAGGACGCUGCUGGUCGAUAACUUCCAGGAGUUCUUGGAAUUGACCGUAGAGACGGACUUGGAACAGCCCCUCCCCCCUCCGAAAGAAGUUGCCAGGAAGCUAAGGGCACUGGCUAUCCAAACCGUCCAAUCCUGGCAGGCCUCUUAUGGGACGGCAUACAAGAAGUUAGCUCUUGGCUACCACUUCCUGAAGCAGGUCAAGAAGGUGGACUUUCAGGACGCUGAGGCUCGGACUGUAGCAGAGAGGAGGCGGGAGGAGGAGAGACAGAGAAAAAUGGCGAGGAUCUACAAGGAGAGGGUGGAGGCGGCAUCCAAAGACAUGGAGGAGUCGCAGCAGGAAAUCGAGGCGACAUUGACCGAGAUGGAGUCAUGCAUGAGGCUCCUUUUACCCGAGUUUGAACUCGCAGGCAUUCAGGGAGCCAGUAGCCCCCAAAACUCCCGACCAGCCAAUGAGUGUGAGGAAGAGCCGUGCUGCAGCAAAGACCUGAAGGAUGACAGGAGAGACGGAGCGAUGAAAGUGAUGGAGGAAAAAGAUGAAGAAGGUACGCUCAAGAAGGGAGAGGAAGAAAAGAAGAAGGAUGGGAAAGAGCAGGAUGAGAAGGAGACAGAGGAGGAGAGUAGUGAAGAAGAAGAAGAAGAAGAAGAGGAGGAUGAAGAUGAACAGGAAUCUCUUGAUGAAGACAGUUUUAUCCGUAACUCUGGUCUCAUCUCUCACUCGUACAGUCUGGACCUGAACCUCAGCACUGGUCUUCAUUUAAAGGAGACAGAAGAUAAUGAGGCAGUGGUUUCCACGGUGAUAGACCUCCAUAAACUGAUCAAAACCAAACACCUUCCAGCUGUGCAGGGCUGGGUCCAGGUGUUCACCAAAGCGGGCGCUGAACAGCAGAUGUUGAGGAGAGCUCUGGAUCUGAAGAGUUCAUUAGAAGCGUCUCUGCAGAAACACAAAGAGCUUCACAUCGAUUAUAAAACCAGAGUCCGCAAAGUGAUAAAGGCGUCUGCAGACGGAGAGGAGGACGAGGACGAUGAUGAUGAUGAUUUCGAUGAGGUUCCAGAGAAAGAAGGAUACGAGCCGCACAUUCCUGAGCAUCUCCGAGCCGAAUACGGUUUGGAUCCUUCUCCUUCCACUUCCACAGCAGCCUUCACUAAGAAACCCCCACCUAAACGACCUGCCCCCCCACCAACUCCUCUGCCCUCCUCCUCCAGGCGACUAAAGCGUCUCACAGAGGAGGAGCAGGAUCCGACAUGUGCAGCCGCCACACUGCGCCACCUCAGACAGAACCUCCCCCCUCCACCUGCAGAACCCAGCAGCUCCUCUGUCUCCAGUCCAUCCCAAUCCGGUUCAGGCCAGAAGGCUGUGGAUGCUCCUGUGGUUCCCUUCGGUUUGGACCUGUAUUACUGGGGCGAGGAGCAGCCGAACGCCGGCAAGAUCAUCAAGUCGACCUCUCAGCAUCAAUUCUGGGUUCACGCCGAGGUGAACGAGGAGGUGCAGAACGAGGAGCUGUUGGCAGAGAGCAAGAGCAGGUACAUCUCCUUCCCUGGGAGCUUCACUCCCGUCAGCCAUCACUGCAGAGCUCCACUGGGCGAGGGGAGGCUGUGUCAGCGACAGGACCGCCGGAAGUGUCCUUUCCAUGGCCCCAUCGUUCCUCGAGACCAGGACGGGAGACCCUGCAGGAAGGAGGACCGGCUGAGGGAAGAGAAGGAGGAGAGGAAGAAGAGGGAGGAGCAGCCAGACUGGCGUGAUGCGGAGCUUAUGAGAGACAUCGAGGCAGCGACAGGAGAAAACCUGGGCUCUGACCGAGUCGGUAAAAAAGGAAAAGGGAAGAAGAAGAAAUACCCGAACCUCAGUGAUCUGAAGCAGAACGCCAACACGGCUCGCUCCAGGCUGGAGAGGAAAGUCUUCAACAAGAGCAGCAUGCGCAGAGUGGCUCAGGUGAUGAGUAAAGCUGACGGAAGAAAACACGACAAGUUCUCCAACCAGUUCAACUACGCCUUAAACUGACCUCCGACCUCCGAGCAGCCACAUCUGCCUUCAAAUGAACCGAGACAGACUUGAAUCACACUGACAGAAGCAGAGAUUUUAAUUUAUUGAUGUGCCCGUACGGACUGAUGAAGAGACAGAAAUGAUGGGAGAGACAUAUUUGAAACAUUGUUUGAACACUCUGCGGCAGCUCAGGUGUUAUAAUGUGAUCAUUUAGGAGGGUAUGAACAUGCACUGUUUAGUUGCAAUAAUAUCGACUUUGUACCAGCCAAAUUCAUUUUGACUGGAUUUUUUUAUUCCCUUUUUCAGGUUUUUAUUCUAAUAGCCAAGUUAACUUUAACAUUUGUGUUUGUUUAUGUUUUGUAUGUUUUGUAAAUGAACAUCAUGCAUGUUAAAACUAUUUGUAUCAGAAUUAAACUAAGAGACUCUGCCUGCUC
Labrus mixtus (cuckoo wrasse) is the source of this 2821-nucleotide messenger RNA. It is a transcript of the gene uvssa, whose product is annotated as UV-stimulated scaffold protein A. Gene Ontology annotation, biological process: response to UV; transcription-coupled nucleotide-excision repair. Gene Ontology annotation, molecular function: RNA polymerase II complex binding. The transcript has 15 exons. The record is from RefSeq and is a predicted model, not a curated record. Gene Ontology annotation, cellular component: chromosome. The coding region runs from base 171 to 2405 and encodes 744 amino acids. NCBI's taxonomy places the organism in Eukaryota, Metazoa, Chordata, Actinopteri, Labriformes, Labridae.